Messenger RNA from Nymphaea colorata (pocket water lily), 2019 nucleotides. Its product is annotated as UDP-rhamnose/UDP-galactose transporter 1-like. Gene Ontology annotation, cellular component: Golgi apparatus. The transcript is spliced from 5 exons. The record is from RefSeq and is a predicted model, not a curated record. Gene Ontology annotation, molecular function: antiporter activity; UDP-galactose transmembrane transporter activity. Bases 661 to 1701 code for a protein of 346 amino acids. Lineage: Eukaryota; Viridiplantae; Streptophyta; Magnoliopsida; Nymphaeales; Nymphaeaceae.
AUCCCCAAGACCCAGGGACGCAUGGAAGUUGCAGCCGUCUUAACUCUCUCUAUCCUUUUGAAUUUUUUUCUUUUUCCGAAUCUCUGACCGCUUUUCUUUUUCUCUCCCUCCGGGGAAAACGAACGAGAUCUACCGACUACCAUCGACCCCAUUCUCCUUCUUCUCUUUGUUUCUUCGUUUGUUUCUACCGCUUCUCUCGUUGUCCAAGAGUAAUAAAGAAAAACUGAAGCGGAAGAACCGUGUACUAUGGAUCUGUAAUUUCCUUGGUUGAGCGGCUCUCGAAUGCAUAAAAGCGUUUUUUCUAUGCAAUAUCGGCCGCGAAUUCUGAAGGACGUCGCUCAUAAAUAACCAAGGAAGCGGGAGAGAGAGUGAAAAGGAAGGGAGAGAGAGAGAGGUUCCCAGAGAGAUCCCCUCUCUCUCUUGCCCUGUGGCUUAGCGAGGUGAAGACGGAAGAGGAGGCAAAGGAAGGAAGCCCUCGCCUCGGCCUUCGUGUUUCUUCUUCUCCUUUACGCUUGCUGUUGGGCCUUUUUUCAUGGAGACAUAAGUGGGGUACUCCAUAAUUUUGCUUUCUUAGAUCGAGUCUUUGCUGGGUGCGUGUUUGUGUCGGUGGGUGUUUGGAAUUCAGGGAGGAGGAGGAGGUGGUGGUGGCUGCUGUCUUCCAUGGCGACGGUGGAGAAGAGGACGUCAUCGGUUUCCGAUGUGGGAGCCUGGGCCAUGAAUGUGGUGAGCUCUGUGGGGAUCAUCAUGGCCAACAAGCAAUUGAUGUCUCCUGGCGGAUACGCCUUCUCGUUUGCCACCUCUCUUACCGGAUUCCAUUUUGCGGUGACGGCAUUGGUCGGAUUCGUCUCCAACGCCACCGGCUAUUCGACGUCCAAGCACGUCCCCUUGUGGGAGCUCCUUUGGUUCUCCAUCGUCGCGAACAUGUCGAUCACCGGCAUGAAUUUCAGCCUUAUGCUCAAUUCCGUGGGAUUCUACCAGAUUUCUAAGUUGAGCAUGAUUCCCGUCGUUUGCGUGAUGGAGUGGAUCCUCCAUAACAAGGGCUACUCCAAGGAGGUCAAGGCUUCCGUCUUGGUGGUGGUGUUAGGAGUGGGGGUUUGCACUGUCACCGAUGUCAAGGUGAACGCCAAAGGGUUCAUCUGUGCCUGCGUCGCUGUCUUGUCCACCUCCCUGCAGCAAAUCACCAUCGGCUCAUUACAAAAGAAGUACUCGAUUGGAUCUUUUGAGUUGUUAAGCAAGACGGCUCCCAUACAGGCUGUCUCUCUCCUUCUGUUUGGCCCUAUCGUGGAUUAUUUGCUUUCUGGGCAAUUUAUUUUCAGAUACCACUUAUCUACUGGUGCUGUGCUUUUUAUCCUCCUUUCAUGUUCCCUUGCGGUGUUCUGCAAUGUGAGCCAAUAUCUCUGCAUUGGCCGCUUCUCUGCUGUCUCAUUCCAGGUUUUGGGUCAUAUGAAGACAGUCUGUGUUCUCACACUAGGAUGGCUGCUAUUUGACUCAGAAUUGACACUGAAAAAUAUAUUAGGAAUGGCUCUUGCCAUUGUUGGCAUGGUUGUCUAUAGCUGGGCUGUUGAGAAAGAGAAACAAGCUAAUGCAAAGGCUUCGCAGUACAAAGAAAGCCUUACAGAAGAGGACAUGAGCCUGUUGAAAGAUGGAGUUGAGAACACUCCUGUGAAGGACAUUGAGCUUGGCAGUGAAACGAAAGGUUGAGGCUAGUAGUGGUGGUUGUUAGUGUAGGUACCGCUCCUGGAUAUAGGAUCAACGUGAGCAUCGACCUAUGUCCUAGCAGAAGGUUUGUUGAAGAAGAAUCCAGCCAUGGUAGCCUCUUCUUCAAAGGCUAAUUUUUCCAUUUCAGUUUCAUGGUUGUUUUGGAUCUCGAAUGUUGUAUAAUGUGGCAUAUCUAGAGGUAUAGUUGUUUCACGUUUUUGAUUAUUUAUUUUUUGAACAAUGAUAUUAUGACGAUAAUGAUGCUUUUACUAUUUAUUUUGGAGAAUACAAUUCCAAGAUAGAAUACUUAAUGUGUGUUUA